This is a messenger RNA of Penicillium salamii, 1467 nucleotides long. The record is from the annotation of a GenBank genome assembly. NCBI's taxonomy places the organism in Eukaryota, Fungi, Ascomycota, Eurotiomycetes, Eurotiales, Aspergillaceae.
AUGUCAAGAGGACUGGACGAGGGUCUCAUAUCGACGACUGUUGCGCAAAACUCUUUCAUCGGUGAAUUUGACCUCAAAGCGGACUACCUCACUUCCUCCGAGCGGGCUAAUCGACUCUCCAACAUCACCUCCAUGGUUCAUAUCGGCAGUAUACCCGGUGCAUUAUUUGCUUUCGUUCUCUGCGAAAAGAUCGGCCUGCUUUGGUCCAUGAGACAGCUUUGUUUGCUGUGGCUAGCCGGUGUUAUAAUUGUGAUCACGUCCACUGGAAAUUUGGGACAGUUAUAUGCAGGUCGAUUCGUUAUGGGGUUGGGGAUCGGACAGGCUGGGGUUGUAGCCCCGACGUAUUUGGCUGAGAUUGCACCUGCCCAUGCUCGGGGAAUGCUGGUUAGCAUGUUUGCCAUGUCGGAAUAUGUCGGAAUCAUGAUCGGGGUAGGUUUACUAGAUCUAAGUUCGAGAUCGAUUCUGUUGACCUUUUUUUCUUUCUUUUUCCAGUAUUUUUCUGCCUGGGGUGCCUCGCUGCAUAUCCCGAAUACAACUGCCCGACAAUGGAUUAUUCCUCAAAGCAUACAAAUUAUCGUUGCGGGACUGUUGAUCCUGUCAUCUUUUCUGUGCGAAGAGAGUCCCAGGUUCCUGGGAAAGACCGGACAUUGGGAAAAAGCCAAUCUUGCAUUGGGCAGUUUAUGGGGUCUGCCUGCCGACAAUCCUGAGGUAGUGACGGAAAUCCAAGGCAUGCAGAUUCAGCUGAACACAGAUUAUACUUCAAGCAUGAGGGGGUCCUGGUUCAAAACAGUGAAAGAACUGUUGACAGUCAGGGAUAAUCAGCGAAGAAUAUUGUUCGUGAUUUCUUCGCAGGUCCUUGCUCAGUGGUCCGGGGCGAACUCUCUCACCACAUACGCACCAGAGUUAUUCUCACUUUUCGGUAUAGGAGGGCAGUCGGAGAAGUUGUUUGUAACUGCCGUCUUUGGCGCAGUCAAGUUCAUCGCAUCUCUUCUCUGCGCCGUCUUUUUGAUCGACCAUUUCGGACGCAAGCGAUCCCUCUUAUCGGGAAUUGCACUGCAGCAAGUCUCCAUGUUGUAUAUUGCGAUCUUUCUCACGGUGAGAUCUGCUUUGUCCGCCGACGAAUCGGAGUCCAUGAAAAGAGCCGCUAUCGCAUCUAUUGUAUUCAUAUACAUUGUCGGUAUUGGCUGGGCAAUGGGAUGGAAUUCUAUCCAGUAUCUGAUCAAUGCAGAGAUAUUCCCAUUGCAGGUCCGGUCGGCCGGUUCUAGUCUCUUGAUGACUUUCCACUAUGUCAAUCGAUAUGGUCUUUCCAAGGCUGUUCCAUCAAUGCUACUUGAGAAUGCGCUUCAACCGAAAGGCACGUUCUGGUUUUUCUCUGCGAUGACUUUCUUUGGUUUGUUGUGGACAGGGCUUUUGCUUCCUGAGACUGCUGGGCAGACUUUGGAAGAGACAAAUACUCUUUUUUCUUGA